This is a messenger RNA of Entrophospora candida, 362 nucleotides long. NCBI's taxonomy places the organism in Eukaryota, Fungi, Glomeromycota, Glomeromycetes, Entrophosporales, Entrophosporaceae. The record is from the annotation of a GenBank genome assembly.
UAAAAUCACAGUCAUUAAUAACAAUAACCCAAUUAUUACCAACUAAUACUACCUCUGUUAUUGAUUAUACUACUACUUCCUCUGUUGGUGCUCAUUCUACCUCUGCUGUUACUCCUGAUACCGCUACCUCUUCAAGUUUUCCUGGUGCUGUAACAAUGGUUACGGUAGCAGUUGUUUUUUCAACUGCUACUUUAACGGGAGUGAUUUUUUGUAUUAGUUAUGGCAUAAGAAGACGAAGAAAGGUCAAGAAAAUAGAGGAAUUACUCAAAAAUAGUCAUGCUAAUGAUCAAGACAUGAUUAAAAAUUCAAAUAGUGAUGAAAAAAUUCAAGUUGAUAAUAAAACUGAUAAAAUCAAGUUGUGA